AUGAAACUUCAGAUUCCCAUCGUUUCUUGCCUUCUGGCCAGCCUGGGUGAUGCUCUUGAGACCCGGCCCAAGGCUUGCGGUCACUUUCCGACCUCAAUCCAAGAGUUCACAAGCGGAUUCCAGCAGCCGAAGCCACCCAUGGUGAAAACGGAGUUUCAAACCAGCUUCAUCCAGCACAAGUGGUACUUUGAAUACCAGCAAUCUCAACGUCAAAAAUGUCCGGUCACUGACGCAGCAUAUCAUGUCAGGAACGCGAAUCUUUCGCACGUCUCAUCUGGCUACCUAUACUUUUCACCAUCGCAGAAAAUGGUUCGUGCAGAUGAAGCCUACGAGGGAGCCCUGGCCACUUCGAUCUUCGACUACGGCAACACCACCCAGCAAGGCUUGGUCAUGAACACGGUGACCAGCUACAGCGUGGGCAGCCCAAAGCCCAGCGUGUGGAGUGGCUACGUGCUAUCCAACUAUCCCCUUUUCGCCGAGGAUUUCCUGAUCAAGGGUGAUGCUGUGUUUGGUGGCCUGGUCACGAGAAAUCUUCUGCAAGGUCAUGUCGCAUCUUGGAAUAUUAUGUUCAUGGGCUCGAUCCCUGUCACCGCUUUCGUGGAUGCAUGCGGCGUACUCGUUGGAUACGACUAUUUCUCCCCUGGGCUACGUACACGAGUGACUACUGAUUUCUUCAACACUGCCGUUGGGCCCGUGAAAAUCUGA
Molecule: messenger RNA, 705 nt
Organism: Penicillium diatomitis
Lineage: Eukaryota; Fungi; Ascomycota; Eurotiomycetes; Eurotiales; Aspergillaceae
Exons: 2
Coding region: 1-705 (234 amino acids)
Source: RefSeq, a predicted model, not a curated record